Molecule: messenger RNA, 5869 nt
Organism: Toxotes jaculatrix (banded archerfish)
Lineage: Eukaryota; Metazoa; Chordata; Actinopteri; Toxotidae
Gene: abl1
Product: c-abl oncogene 1, non-receptor tyrosine kinase
Exons: 12
Coding region: 783-4142 (1119 amino acids)
Biological process (GO): protein phosphorylation; regulation of apoptotic process
Molecular function (GO): protein binding; non-membrane spanning protein tyrosine kinase activity; ATP binding
Source: RefSeq, a predicted model, not a curated record
CCCAGCCACACAACUACUACUCGGACAAAGUUUAUUGCUCAGGUUUUCACGUGAGAGCGAUGAAUAAGUACGCGGGCCGAGGAGUCGGUAACGAAGAGCUCGGUGACCGUAAACAGAGGAGAAAACUUGCAGGAACAGUCGUCGGUCUGUCGCCGGCGGAGUUUCCUCGAUUUCUCUUCGCCUCCUUGAUUGAAGUGCCUAUAGUCCGGGUACCACAAGGGAAGAAGCUCCGCAAGACGGGAAGAGUGGACACGGAAGUUUGAAACAAACUGAUUUAUGCGGCUUUGGAAAGCCCGGUUGCAAAAGUAUUAAACUCUGGCGACCAGCAAUGUUUUUGUGAGGUUAAUACCGUGCACUUGCCCGACUUUUACUACCAGCGUGUUCGCAGCGAUCCAGCAAGAGGCAACUGUUGACUACUCGAUGUGCAUUUAAGGGUCUGGCGCUGCUUACCACCAGCUAACGUUAGUUAGCCUCCAUGGCUACCUUCAACACUAGCUUGAGGUCGCCAGCCUGCCAACAAUAUAAAUGUUUCCUUGGACGUAUUCCUGUGAAAUGCCUUUCUUUGACCUCUGAAGCACUCAGGCUCCAUUAAUGCAUGAUAAACAGAGACAUACUGGAGUAAUACAGACCUGCAUAGGUGACCCACAUCACCCAUACUCCAGGAGCAGACAGACUGAGUCAGGGAAAGGGGCUCCCCUCCCUGCCUGGGGGGCCAGCUGUUGGACGGUGAGCAACUCAGUCCAGCUUGGAGAGUCCCGGCUGCGGCCUGGCACCCUGCCCUUAUGGGGCAGCAGCCGGGGAAGUUUGUAGGGGACCAGAGGAGACCCAGUCUGCCAGCCUUCAUAAAGGGUGGGAAGAGAGAGUCGUCUCGACAUGGGAGCCAGCCCUGUAACGUGUUUGCUGUGCAUGAAGCUCUCCAAAGACCAGACUUUGAGGGGCAGGGUCUGACAGAAGCGGCCCGUUGGAACUCCAAAGAGAACCUGUUGGCUGGACCCAGUGAGAAUGACCCCAACCUGUUUGUGGCACUCUACGAUUUUGUGGCCAGUGGUGACAACACACUCAGCAUUACCAAAGGUGAGAAGCUGCGUGUGCUGGGUUACAACCACAACGGGGAGUGGUGCGAGGCACAGACUAAGAAUGGCCAGGGUUGGGUGCCGUCGAACUACAUCACACCAGUCAACAGCUUGGAGAAGCACAGCUGGUACCACGGACCUGUGUCACGCAACGCUGCAGAGUACCUGCUCAGCUCGGGCAUCAAUGGAAGCUUUCUGGUCCGCGAGAGCGAGAGCAGCCCCGGCCAGAGGUCCAUUUCUCUGCGGUACGAGGGGAGAGUCUACCAUUACAGGAUUAACACUGCAUCUGACGGCAAGCUGUACGUCUCGUCAGAAAGCCGUUUCAACACACUGGCGGAGCUGGUGCACCACCACUCCACGGUGGCCGACGGCCUCAUCACCACACUGCACUACCCGGCACCGAAGCGCAACAAACCCACCAUCUACGGAGUCUCUCCCAACUACGACAAGUGGGAGAUGGAGCGCACUGACAUUACCAUGAAGCACAAACUGGGAGGGGGCCAGUACGGGGAGGUGUACGAGGGCGUUUGGAAGAAGUACAACCUCACUGUGGCAGUCAAGACACUAAAGGAGGAUACAAUGGAGGUGGAGGAGUUUCUCAAGGAGGCUGCUGUUAUGAAAGAGAUCAAACACCCCAACCUGGUACAGCUGUUAGGUGUGUGCACGCGGGAGCCACCUUUCUACAUCAUCACGGAGUUCAUGACCCACGGUAACCUACUAGACUACCUGAGGGAGUGCAACAGAGAGGAGGUCAAUGCUGUGGUGCUUCUCCACAUGGCCACACAGAUCUCCUCUGCUAUGGAGUACCUGGAGAAAAAAAACUUUAUACACAGGGACUUGGCUGCCCGUAACUGUCUGGUCGGGGAGAACCACCUGGUGAAGGUUGCAGACUUUGGUCUGAGCAGGUUAAUGACAGGAGACACAUACACAGCUCACGCAGGAGCCAAAUUCCCCAUCAAGUGGACCGCUCCAGAGAGUCUGGCCUACAACAAGUUCUCUAUUAAGUCUGACGUCUGGGCAUUUGGUGUUCUGCUGUGGGAGAUCGCCACCUACGGCAUGUCUCCUUACCCUGGCAUUGACCUGUCCCAGGUCUAUGAGCUGCUGGAGAAAGACUACCGCAUGGACCGACCAGAGGGCUGCCCGGAGAAGGUCUAUGAGCUCAUGAGAGCCUGUUGGAGGUGGAACCCCUCAGAACGUCCCUCUUUUGCUGAAACACACCAGGCCUUUGAAACCAUGUUCCAGGAGUCCAGCAUCUCUGAUGAGGUGGAAAAGGAGCUGGGCAAGAAAGGGAAGAAGGCCACAUUAGGUCCCAUCCAACAGGCUCCAGAGCUGCCCACCAAGACCAGAACUCUCCGCAAAAACAUGGACAACCGGGAUGGAGAUAGUCCAGACCCAGUGGAGCCGGAAGGAGCUGUGUCCUCACCCAUGCUGCCCAGAAAGGAGCGCCCCCUCCUGGAUAGCAACUUGAAUGAGGAUGACCGCUUGCUACCCAAAGACAAGGACAAGACGCGCGGCAGUGGUUUUCUCAGCCUCAUCAAGAAAAAGAAAAAGAACGCACCAGCUCCGCCCAAACGCAGCUCCUCUUUCAGAGAGGACGUCCACCCUGACAGGAGGGGCGUGACUCCAGAUCCUCGAGACAUUGACAGCUUCAACAAUGGCGCAUCUCUGGCCAAUAAUGACGCCACACAUGGCCUUGACUCCUCCAGGUUCCUGGGUGCCAACAAUAAUGGGGCAGGGGGCAUCACCAAUGGAGCGCCUACCUACCCAGGGCCGUUAUUCCCCUGGAAGAAGGGAGGUCCUGCAGUGCCUGGCCCAGGAGGCAAGGCAGCUACCACACCACCAAGUGAGGAGGAAUCCCUCUCCAACUCAAAGCGUUUUCUCUGGUCCUCUAGCAUGCCCUCUGGGUCAGAUGGCAGCGAGUUUAAGUCUGUCACGCUGCCACGAGACUUGGGCCAGCGUCACUUUGACACAGGUACCUUUGGGGGCAAGCCGGCUCUGCCACGCAAGAGAACCAGUGAGCAGAAAGGGGAGAGCACCCCUCGGAUGGGCACCCUGACGCCUCCGCCGCGUCUAAACUCCUCAUCAGAUAUUUCCUCUGCCUUCUUGGGCAAAGACACUGAUCCCAGUCCCGGUUCCAGUCCCCAGGCUUUAACGCCUAAGGCGGUCAGGAGACCAGGUGUGCCGGGGCUGGAGAACUCCAAAACCAGCGCUCUCCAUGCUGAGCUUCUCAAGCCCAACGUGUUCCCUGCUUUAGGGGCAGCUGGAGAAGAGUGCAGGGCCCGCAGACACAAGCAGCCUGUGGACUCCUCAUCUGUCAGGGAAAGAGGAAAGUUACAGAAACCCAAGCCAGCCCCACCUCCACCACCCACCAAUGCCAAAACGGGCAAGAUCUCCCGCAGCCCCACUCAAGAACUCCCCUCCUCCACCACCUCAGACAUCAAAGCUAAGGGUCUCCCCUCUGUCUCCGAGCCCCACCACACAACCACUGCCAGUGACCAAGCCCGCUCACCACUCAGUGAGGGCUCUAAGAAGCUGCCCCUGGGCUCCACCUCCAAACCUCAACCGUUGAAGACCUCCACCUCCUCCACUUCAGUGACCAACUCCCUCUCCAGCCAGAGUCUAGGAGGUUUCUCUUCCUCCCUCACCUCUCCCGGCGAUCAGAGCUCGCCCACUGCUUUCAUCCCCCUAGUGAACACUCGACGCUCCCUCCGCAAGACUGCACCCCGCCAGGCCGCCGAGCGCACCCCCAACUCAGCCGUGACGCGCGAGAUGGUGCUGGAGGGUACCGAGCUGCUCCGCGCAGCCAUUUGCCGUAACUCGGAGCAGACGGGUAGCCACAGCGCUGUGCUGGAGGCCGGCAAGAACCUGUCGAAAUACUGCAUGAGCUACGUCGACUCCAUCCAGCAGAUGAGGAACAAGUUCGCCUUCCGUGAGGCCAUCAACAAGCUUGAGAGCAGCCUGCGCGAGCUGCAGAUCUGCCCCACUGCCACAGGGGGCGCUAAUGCACAGCAGGACUUCAGCAAGCUCCUGUCCUCUGUCAAAGAAAUAAGUGACAUUGUUCAGAGGUAGCGCCCUAAAAGCUUAUAAUACCAAGACAUAAACCUGAUACUGUAUCUUACACUACUUACCCUUUUUUUUCUGAGCAUGAACUGUGGAUCAUGCCAAGCUCCCGUUGGAGAGCUGAGGGUAAAGUCUGCUGGAGAGCAGCGGCAGAGUGUAGGUUCACACUACAGUACACUCUGAAACACUUAAGCCUGUGGUUAUUGUGGAUGGAAUCAGUGGAAUCUGUCUGUAGACGUCAUCAGACAGAGUUUGCAAUAUUGAAAAGCCUUAACUAUGAAUGAACAGUGUCUUUUGGCCUCAGUGAGAGGCUAGGGGGCCAGUUUUUGAUCAACAUGACUUUUCACCAAUCAUUUUUUGAAAUGAUCAUGUCUUAUGUAUUCUAGUUGUUUCUUCCCCUUUUAUCGAUGACGCUAGUAGGAAAAAAAAAAAGGCCUGUGAUAUUUGUUUCCAUCACUGUUGGUGUGUUUGAUUUUCUUUUUUUCAUUGAUGCCAAUGACAAUGAGCAAAAACAAAACACUAAACCUCAUCUUGUCUUAGGAUGCCUUCUCACACUUCAACAGCUAAUCUCACAAUUUCACAGACGCCUCUGUCCAACACAUCCCAGCGUUUUCCUUUCACGUCAAUGGUGAUUGGUUGUGUGCUGAGUGAAAACGUGUCAGUGUUUGUUCUGUUUGAAUGCUUUUUGCAGUAUUUGCAACCAUGUGCCAUAAAAUAAUAAUAAUGGGAGCGAGCAGAUGAGGGAGUUUGAGCCUCCGGCCUUCCCCUUUUUGCUUGACUGCACACUUUGGUAACAAAUAGUGCCUUAAACAAUAUUGGCAGAGCUGUUUAGACUUCUCACUUUACAAGUGCAGAAAUGUGGCAGAAUUUUGCCAGGUGGCCAAGAACAGCUGUGUUGAUUUGUUUAUCAGAUUUAAAUGUUUGCCAUACCAAAAAAAAAACUUUGUCUCCAGUCUGUACUGGAGAGGGACCAGGGUGAUCUGCAACUCUGUGGAUCUAACUCUUGUUUUAUAUUGUUCUUUGACUGGACCUGUUUUUUUUUUUUUUUUGUUUUGUUUAAUAUAAAAGUUUGAAUUAAACUUUCUCUACAUGCCAGUCACAAAAGCCAUCAGUAGCAGCUUGGCCUUGGGAAUAUGGACUGAAACAGUGUUUCUCCGAUCACUGAAGGGGCCUCUUUGCCUGAGAGAAUUAGUUUUGACGGAGAGUUUAUGUCACAUGGUCUAAAUGCUGUUUCAGAGGCCUUUCCACCCCAGUAAGAAGUAUAUAUCCUGGGGGAAACACUGGACUGAAAUGUUUAUGGAUCUGUCACUUGCUGUCUUACAAAAAUAAUGUAUAAGUGAGAAGCUGACCAUUAUAGACUAAGAGAGCCCAUGAAAUUCCACUGUAACACCGUACGUUCCUUUUAUUCUCGUCUGCAUCUCUUAGACAUUUUCAGUAUUUGUGCUGUAGUCGUCUCACCCCCGUGUGCCCUGUCUGACUGCGAUGCCUGAGGACACGAGUCAACCACAAGCUGCCUUGACUUCAACAUGGUACUGUCAGUGUUGGCUUAUAUUUUAAAUCCUCCCCUUUACCAACCAUACCACUACUCUUUGUGACUAAGCCUCCUCACCAAUUUUGUAGACAAACUUUGCUUUCCUUUGUAAAUACAUUUUCUUUUUCCUAUUUGUUUCUCCCUCUAGCCUUGGUGCAAUUUUUGUUGCAAUAAAAUACAAAGCAGUUGUGCUACUUGAAAUACA